AUGGCUCGUGGAAACCAGCGGGACAAAGCUCGGGAAAAGAACCUGAAGGAGGCGGCUAAGAAGAAGUCGGCCAACACCAAGAGCGGCAGCGAGAUGGCCAGAGAUAAAGAGGCAGUGGCCCAGCUGAUGCGCGAGAAGCAGAAGGCUGCUGAGGCCAAAAAGGCUGCCGAGGCCGCGAAGAAAUAA
Molecule: messenger RNA, 186 nt
Organism: Pyricularia pennisetigena
Lineage: Eukaryota; Fungi; Ascomycota; Sordariomycetes; Magnaporthales; Pyriculariaceae
Exons: 3
Coding region: 1-186 (61 amino acids)
Source: RefSeq, a predicted model, not a curated record